AUGCUUUCCUCCACUGCCUCUGGGAUGUUUUCUUUUUGUCAAACAGGACCAGCGGACCUUGCCGGUUCGUCCUGGGACGCGACAGCUGAAGGACCACAGAACUUCCCAGAGUUUACAGACCAUGGAGAAUACUACACUGGAGAUGCCGAGGAUUAUGUUCUUCCGUUUGGCCAGAUCACUCCCAAGCCGGAUCUCGCCGAUGGCAUGGAUGACCUCCAGGCCAGAUGGAACCCUGCAGCCGCAGCUGAUGCAAAGGCUCCCAAGGCAGAGCCGAUGCGCCGAUUGACAUCCCGGAGCUCGGCUGGAAGCCACAAACACAGGAGCACCAAGACAUCGACACCAACAUCAAAGAAGAGCCGGCCGAGAGUCCAAUCGAUUCUCUCGCAGACAUCUACACAAAUGUCUAAGCUUGAUAUGACAGGUAAUGCUUCCGCCUAUCAGGAUGGAUCCAUUGCAAAUGGCCGGAUGAUGGAUGUGCACCAAUACCUCGCCCAAGACUUGGACUCGCUCUCAGUGUCGCCGCAUGUGGCUGGGCCCGCCUUCUACCCCGACAUGAUUUUCCCAGACGGUCUUCACUACCCUAGUGACCUGGGCGCUUCAGUGGCGCAACAUGUGAACCCUCAGAUCUUUGAUGCCGGUCUGCCAGGCAGCUCUCCUCAUUCUUGGGGCUCGCUGAGCCCCGUUGAUUCCCGCAUGUCUUCUCCGGGACUCGCCGACGGUGUGUCAGAUGAUGUGUGGUCCGCGGUUCCAUCCGCAUCCUCGCCCGCAGAGAGCCAGAACUCGAACUCGCCGCCCAUGCCAGGACAAUCCCCAAGGCUGAGCCGGAGAUUUGAUGCCCCUCAUUUUGUUACCACCGAUGAUCUGCAUGGAAACAGCAUGCCCGCCAUUGGAGAGGACACCUUCUCCCUUCCCCCAGCAUUCAACUCUCGCCGUCUUAGCGGCGAAGGUGAGUCCGCAAGGGACCAUUAUCUUUACAAGACCGCGUAUCCCCAGGCGGACGGCUUGUUCCAUUGCCCAUGGGAAGGCCAGCCGAGCUGCAACCACAAGCCCGAGAAGCUCAAGUGUAACUACGACAAGUUCGUGGAUUCUCAUCUGAAGCCCUACCGGUGCAAGGUUGAGGGUUGCCAGAAUGCCCGGUUCUCUUCUACUGCUUGCCUCCUUCGGCACGAGCGUGAGGCCCAUGCUAUGCACGGCCACGGAGAGAAGCCAUACCUGUGCACCUAUGAGGGGUGCGAACGGGCCGAGCCUGGCCACGGCUUCCCCCGGCAAUGGAACCUCAGAGACCACAUGAGGCGGGUCCACAACGACAACGGCACCGCUGCCCAGCCCUCUUCCCCCCCACCGUCGGGAGUCACCGCUUCCACCAGAGGCCGGAAGAGGAAGAACGAGGUCCAGGAGAAGAACGCCAGCCAAGAGAAGUCCAGUGCCCGGAAGUCGUCCAACAAGGCGGCCAUUGAUGCCAAGGCUUCCAAGGCGGCCGAGGUCGCACUGAACGCCGAAAUUGAUGAGUGGUAUGAGCACCAAAAGGCCCUGCAGAGCCUGGUCCAGGGAUACAUCCAGCCGGAUGACCCCCAGAGUCUUCAGUACAUCAAGGACGCCCAGGACCACUUGACCGCCAUGGGCAAGAUCUCGCACGAGAUUGUUGUCACCAACAAGGCCGACGUUCUCUCGGGACCUUACCGGUCAUGGAAGAGCUGA
Molecule: messenger RNA, 1698 nt
Organism: Lasiosphaeria miniovina
Lineage: Eukaryota; Fungi; Ascomycota; Sordariomycetes; Sordariales; Lasiosphaeriaceae
Exons: 3
Coding region: 1-1698 (565 amino acids)
Source: RefSeq, a predicted model, not a curated record